GGGUGUGGAGGCCAGUUCCUGGCAGUCCGUGGGUGUCGGCGCGCGUACUGCCCCAGCAACGCCUCCACCACCAGUCUCCGUCCCCACACACACACACUGCCACGCUACACCUCCCCAUGCCCGCCCUCGCACUCUUGCUGCACUCACUACACUCCAGGCGUCGCCAGCCCCGCGUCCUGCACAAUCCCCAGUAGUCGAGAGGAGCAAGUGACGCCUUGAAGUCUCCCUGAGGCCGCCACGUGCUGCACAGUCUGUCUGCCUGCAUGCGCCACCACGCCUCUCCCUCUCCUUCAUGGCAUCUCUCACCGCCUCAGAUGACACACGUGUAACUCUUACUCUCGAAACAUCGUACAAUUAAAUGCUAUAAACUGUGUUGGUGGAAAAAAAGAGGCGAGUAAGUGAGGGGUGGAGUGAGUGGCCACUUACACUGUCAGUAAGUCCGCGUGAUUGACAACAACAGGCCGCCAGCUCACGAGGAUCAACCACACUUCCUCAGUCUAGGCAGAGGGUGAUGCUGUGUAGUUACUGCCGUCCACGAUCAUCCUGUCAGCGCCGCUAGCAGUGGAUCGUGCAGACUGGCCACCAGUUAGUGUGGCUGAGACUCUUGGCGCAAAAGGACGACGGUUGGCUGUGGUGAAGGCCGGGGGUCCAGCGCCGGCAUUUGCUAGUGAAGCGCGACCUUGACCGUGAAGGGAGACAGUAGUAGCCCCGCCCACUACCGCACACCACUGCCCCAGCUCCUGGCCCCACGUGGACCCGCUCUCACCAGUCCUGCACCACCACCACCACCACCAUCCUUCAUCUCCAACUUGUGGCAUCUGGAGAGUCAGUAUAGUGUGCAGUCUUCCCCCUAACUCUCCUUCCCUCGGUUUAACUCCCACGACACAGAAAACGAACACGAUAACCCCAUCCCCAAAAAAAGAACGUUCACUACAACUUCCUUAACUCAGAUUUAUUCCCGAAAAGACUCUGAAAAAAAAAGGGAAAACAAACCACUUGAACUUACAAAACAAAAGAACUCGGUAGAAUUUAACAAUGGAGGUGGUAUUCAAAGUGAGCGUCUUGGUGUGGGCGAUCGUGAUUUUGUUGGCCCCUACACAAGCACAAGGCGGCUGUAGGCUUGGACCGCACGAGUACAGAGUGGGAGAGGUCUGGCAUCCCCGACUCCGUAACUCUCAGUCGAACUACUGUGUCACCUGCCGCUGUAUUUUGAACGAAGACGGAGAGUUAGACUACGACUGUUCCAGCGAACCUUGUCCCGAGGGUUGUAGCGGAGGACCAGACCAGGGAGAGUGUUGCUCCAUCUGCUCAGGGACUCCUGAAGAAGGCAAUUCAUCAGGAGAGGGCAACGGGGCUUCGUCUUCCCCCACGAACACCGGCACCAGCAGCAGCGUUGAGGCAGAAACAGCUGUUGUCUCUUCCUCCUCCUCCUCUGAUUCCGACUCCUUAUUCAUGGAGCCGAUGUUGGGUGAGGCCUCCUCCAGGGUGUGUGUGGUGGCCGGCAUGAUGUACAACCACGGCGAUACAUUCUCUUCCAACUACAGCGAUGCCGUCUCCGAUAAGUGCGAACACUGUUACUGCAACGAUGGAGAGGCACAGUGUAGGACCAAGACCUGCCCUCAGGUCUCCUGUUCUACACCAAUCUACACCAGGCGUGACUGUUGCCGUGUGUGUCCUGAUGACUCCACUGAACUAGACUGGGAUACCAUGGUUUCCUUCACCGACCCCUCAGCACCCAAAGGAAGUUCCGAUCACGACUGUAAAAUCGGAGGAAGGUAUUUCAUCAAUGGCUCCAUCUGGCACCCUGUUAUCGGUCCCUUCGGCGAGAUGGACUGUGUGUUAUGCAAGUGUUACAACCGACGGAUCGACUGUUCUCGCCUCAAGUGUCAGAGUCGGGAUAAGUUGCAGUGUAAUAAGCCUAUUAAAGUGGCUGGACAGUGUUGCCCAAUAUGUCCUCUUAAGUUGCUAAUAAACACAUCACCUCAGGCCUCUAGGGGUACAGCGCGUUGCCUGAGUGACCGCUCUCAACAGGCUGUAUGGAAGAACAACGGUGCAGGCAAUAAUUCAGGCGUUCUCCACUACGUGUUUGAGCCGCUAGAGGGAGGAACGAGCAAUAUACUCCACCUUCACCGCAUGAUCCUCAAGAACCGCAACUUGGAAAAACUCGACAUUUUGGACAUCUCUCGGUCUGAGUUCCGUGAUCUUCGUUCCACUUAUACCUUCAGUCUCCUCGGCGGCACCAGCACCAGGUUGAUGAACAGGUUUAAGAAGCGGGAACAGCGUGUGGAGCGACGUUGCAAGAAGAAGGGGCGUUGUAACCUGCAGCUGGAAGGCAUGGAGAAAAUUCUGAAGGUGAAGCCCGCGCAGGAGAGAGCUCGUUGUCCCCGGGGCGAGAGGCAGAUCUGAGGAGAAUAAUGAAUUAGUCUACAGUACUUUCUAGUCAGGACCGGGGGCUGUGUACCAUCACUGUCUCUCACUGUACGAGAAGGGCUGCCACCACCACCACUGUCUCUCACUGUACGAGAAGGGCUGCCACCACCA
Molecule: messenger RNA, 2541 nt
Organism: Homarus americanus (American lobster)
Lineage: Eukaryota; Metazoa; Arthropoda; Malacostraca; Decapoda; Nephropidae
Product: chordin-like protein 2
Exons: 9
Coding region: 1036-2406 (456 amino acids)
Molecular function (GO): protein binding
Source: RefSeq, a predicted model, not a curated record